Messenger RNA from Styela clava, 3344 nucleotides. Lineage: Eukaryota; Metazoa; Chordata; Ascidiacea; Stolidobranchia; Styelidae. The record is from RefSeq and is a predicted model, not a curated record.
GUUUCGCUACUGUAUAUUAGGUUUGCGGUCUCCAAUAAGGAAGCGGAUCAUCCCUAUGUUGCACGUGUAUAUUAACUUUAUACCGGUGUACUUUAAAAUCAGACCGCACAUUUCAUCCAUGGGGAGUUGGUUGUAUAAGCACAGGGUGGGAUGCAAUAUCAACCAUAUUUGCGGUUGCUCUGCUGUGAGCUAGGUUCUUGGGUUCGUUCAGAAUGGUUUCUCGUGCUCACAUGAAUGCCGUUAUAAUGCUUGUUCUUUUGUUUCGAUCAGUUUGUGUUCGCAGUUGGAAUUUUAACAUAGAAAGUUACAGACAAUCCCUGGCUUGUGGGCGUGGAUGCGUUAAGUGCGAUGAGACCAACGGUUGCUUACUUUGUCGGCGAAGAAUGUUUCUUUACAUCAGCAUGGAACGUGGAAGACAAUAUGGAACCUGCAAACAUGAAUGUCCAGAGGGAUAUUUUGGUCAACGAGGGAGAGAUAUGAACACAUGCUCAAAGUGUGAAGUAGCGAACUGUAAGACAUGCUUUACGAGUGAUUACUGCACAACCUGCCAGGACAAGUUUUUUCUGGAUUCGGAAAACGCAAAAUGUGUGGAAGAAUGCCCGAGCCAUUUAUAUGCGAAUCCUCACAACGGGAAAUGCGAAGAUAAAGUUGAUUGCGUGGUUGGACCUUGGUCAUCCUGGGGUAAAUGUGCGCGCAGGUCAGCUUCCCGUUCAUGCAAGUAUGGAAGAAAGAAAAGAACGCGACAAAUCCUUCAGCAUCCGACAGAAAAUGGGAGGAAAUGCGGAAAACUACGGGAAACGAAAAAAUGCAAAACACCAUCUAGUGAAUGCAUCUGUGAGUGGAAUAGAGACAUGAUCAACAAAUGGAUCCAAAAAAUGGAAAAAAGAAUGAGACAAAGACGAAGAAAAAAAGAGAGAAAACGUGGAAAGAAGAGAAAUAAAAGAAAAAAGACAAUUCAAGACAAUAGUACUAUUCCACGCUUGAUUGGACACACAAUAGAAUUCAAAAACGUGACGUCAUCGGUGUUGGGUCAAACGGAACGGUGACGCAACGGUGACGUCACAUUUGGAAUAUUAAAAGCGUGACAAUGCUCACCAAGUUACGACACCGGAAAUGCGUAACACGAGUGGCAAGUGCUGUAGCACAGAGGUCAAAUACUCUGACGUCCCAUAUACGUCAUGAUUGCAUGGUUGAAUGAACAAUAAGUUCACAUUCUCUUCUUGCACGUUAUAUCCAUACUAUUGCUCGCACCAACACAUUGUAUCUUACCGAAUAUUACAUUAUAUGUUCAUUAUCAUACACAACCAAAGGCCGAGAGGUUUCGGCUAAUAAAGGACGCGCAACCUUCAAUAUCUACAGAAAUUCGAAAGCGUCCCAUUUCGUACAAGAACCCAUCAAUACAACUGACCGUAGCCUUUUUUGUAUAAGCAACGAACAUCUUACCGAAAAAGACUUUUACAAUGAAAUUUAAACAUGUUCGUUGUUUUCAAGAAAAUAUGAAUUAUGUAUCAUAGAAGAUGCCGGUGACCCACUGGCAACAAGAUUGAUCGCAUAAAACAUUUGGUCGUAAUUUACAAGUUAGUUAAGAGAUUGAAUUAUUGACUCGACGCGAAUCCCCAUUUAUUUCAUUAUUUUUGAAGAGGAGGGUAUGUAAUUCAUAAUUGCCAAGGUAGUAUAUUAUUGUCGAAGCGGUACAGAAUUUGUAUUCGAGAUUGAUAAACGUCAAAAUUCGGAAUUUGGAAAUGUUUAUUUUAGUGCUUUGUGGUUGUUCUUGUCCUUGACAACUUGACUGGAAUUGACAAAUGAAUUUGAACCACUGCGACUAGUUUGAUAACCGUCGCAGCAAAUUCAAUGAUGUGUAUUCUAUUUAUUUGUUGUUGUUUUGUCCUCGACUCUCACUCACGACUACGACAGCCGAUAACAUUUUUCUAUGUGACAACUUGAUAUCCGCUGAUGCUUGCUAAUGUUUUUACGAUUAUUAUAGUCGAUAACAUCGAGUAAAAAUUGCUCUUUAAUUUUGUUUGUAUUUAAAAUUUUGCUUUUUAUUUGUGUUGUCCUCGACUACUGGGAAAUCAGGUGAAUGCAAAAUCUAUGUUUAACAUUGACGAAAACAUAUAGUUAUAUCAAUUCCAUGUACAAAAAUGAUGUCAGCGCAACUUUGCCCCCCAUCGGUUUUCCGACCAAAAAAUUAGUCAAUUUCUGAUUAAUGGAAGCCUCAAUUAAAAAAAAAACUGUGAAAAUCAUUCGUCUGCUCUAUUAUGAGCUUGUUGGUUUAAUUUUUUCGUCAUUUUUGUGUCCGAGCUAGAUCACACACAAAAGAAUACGAGAUGGGAGAUAAAUUUUAAUAAGAGCUACAAGAAUAUGCUCUUUCGUUUGGAAAAAAAUUUUUUUAGGGACAUUGGUACAGUUUUUAUCAUAUUUCUGUGUAUUAUAUUUUGGUGCACCAAGAUGGCGCACAACCUGAACUCAGGUUGUUUACAAGGUUAGGUUUCAGGUUGUGCGACAUCUUGGUGCGCAUACUUCAGGAGUACUUAUAUUUUUAAUUGGGCUUUCGACGUCGGAAAAUUUAUUUCGGUUCAAUUUUACCUAUUAUUUAUUCUAUGUAAACCUGAUGUCUUUGCCAUCAUUUGCUUAAAUCCAUAAUAUGGUAAAAUUGUAAACAAUUUUUUAGUAAGUCAAUUUGCUCAAACCAUGGUCACGCACACUAACUCAGAAGUGAGGCAAAGCAACGGGUAGACACAUGGAUGACAAUAGCCUAGAAAACUUUUGGUUCCCAUUAAAAAUGGGAAUAAAAUGAAAAUUUACUGUAAAAGUAAUUGAUUACAAAGACGAGUCGAAUUAUACGCAAACCCUACUAUUUGGUGACUGAGGUUACAUACAAAUAACAUAAGCAGGGUCGUAGCCUGGGUUGAGGUUCGGGGCACCCCCCUCCUCCCUAAUUUUUUUAAGUCAUGAAAAAAGGAGUUUUUCUGUAUCAUGCAUAGCAGUUUUCGUAGCUUGGAACACUUUUUAGACCCCCUAGUUGUUACGUUCUUACUAAGGUGACAAUUACAAAAUUCGGACCAUAAUAAGCAAUAUGCUACGUUGCCAACGGCUACAGUUGAUCAUGUACUUUCUUGAUUGUAAAUAAACGCAAGUAGGAGUAUUGGGGAAGUUUGAGUCUCUGCAAUUGACUCGUCUCAAAAGACCUGUGACUUGAUUUGACAAGGUUUAUGGACUCUAACCAACACUGGUCUGAAUUUACCACAGGUUGAGAACCCAUGGACUGAGAUGUUAUGUAGUUCGUCCCUCAAAGCAACACAUCUAUCAAUUUUCCGUUUUACUCCUGUUUAUUCAGUGUUUUG